Triplophysa rosa is the source of this 1922-nucleotide messenger RNA. It is a transcript of the gene ecscr, whose product is annotated as endothelial cell surface expressed chemotaxis and apoptosis regulator. The transcript has 10 exons. The record is from RefSeq and is a predicted model, not a curated record. Bases 21 to 884 code for a protein of 287 amino acids. NCBI's taxonomy places the organism in Eukaryota, Metazoa, Chordata, Actinopteri, Cypriniformes, Nemacheilidae.
GUAAUUAGUCCUGUAGACAGAUGAGAAUAAACCAUUUGGACUUAGUCAUGGAGCAGCUCCUCUAUCUUCUCAUUACCCUCAUUGCAUCUUCAUCCAUUAUCUCAGCAGGAAAUGACACAAACUUAUUAAUCUCAACUACUACACUACCAAACACAACCGCUUUGUCCACACAGCUUGAUGAUUCAAACACAGCCGCCCGAACAUCUCCAGAAAUGUCAGUGACUCCUGCAUCUCAUCAUGACCUUGUUAUGACCAGCCACACCUUUAAAACUGUGAGCACAACCACUACGGCUCUUUUAACUUCCAGCCACAUAACAAGUACUACAGCUGUGCCUGCUGAAAACAGAAAGACUUCUUCAAACGACACAUCAGAAAGACAAACCAAUAUCACCAGCUCACCAUUAACAAGUUCAGAAUCCUACACUGAAGCAACUCAACGUACUGUCUCAUCCGUGGCUACAACAAAAGUUGAUGUUUCUGGAAAUAUAACCCCUACAGUUCAAUUAAACAUCACCAAGUCAGAGGUCACUGCUCCACCAGCGCUGCUGUCGGGCAACAGUCUUACUACACUUGCUUUUGGUGUAAUGAGUCUUAUACUCAUUUUAAUUGUUGUCAUGGUGAUUCUGGUCACUACAAUCAAUCUCAGGGGACGCUGUAGAAGGACAAAACAGCAGGAGGGUAUUAAAAACUAUGACUCUGUGGUGUCCGACAGCAACACGACCAACAACUGUGAGAAAGAGAGCAUCACUCUUGUUUCUGUGCGGACAAUAAACACAGACUAUGACACAGAUUCUCCUCAGGUCUCUUCAGUUCGCAGUACUAUAGUGGACAACGAGGACCAAGAACUUAACAGAGACCUGCUGAACAUCAAAGGCGGACUUUGAUUUCUCUCCGAUCACAGACAAUUACAGCAGCUCAUGUUACACAUUUAUAAUGCAUCUCAAGGUCAUCACAACACACAACAACAACAUGCUUAAUGUGAUAAUAUAUGUUUUAAAAGUGUCAUUCCUUACCUUUCUCAAAUAAAAUAGUACAUUUGUUUCUAAUGGCACAUGUUUAUGGGAGGCCAAGCUGUCUUGUUACAACGGCUGUAUCUUUGUUACAAAGGUUUUAGGUCAAAAGUCCAAACAAAACAGUACAUGUUUAAUUUACUCUAGCAGUGAUUUCAUAUCGUCGUUUUCCUUCUGAAACCUCGGAUGUCCAAAUUCACUGUUUUUCAGGAAAUGGAAAAACCACUGUACUUUUUAUUGGUUAGCUAAGUGACAAACAUAAAGGGUGACUAAUAAUAAUGAUUUAUUGCCAAAAACAGAAUGAAAUAUGGUAAAAAUAAUCAAAUUAUAUGAUAAAUGAAACAUGGGCAAGGUUUCAGAAGGGCAAGCAAUAUUUAGGCUUUAAUCUUGGACUACUGGGAUUCAGUAUUGUAUCAAUUUUGAACAGUAUUGUGUAUGUUGUUGGUGAUAAACGGCGAUAUAGUAAUUCGUUUUUUGUUUUGUUUUGUUUGUAGGAAAACCGUAAAAACCACAAAUAUUCCAGGGUUUGCUAUAGACAGUUACAACAGCAACUACAUAAACAAACGUUAUGUGGUCCAAACUUAACGUCCGGUAGACCCCAGAAUCAAAUGUUGGGUGGUUUUAAUGUAAUUUUAUACCAUUAAUAUACAGUACAAUAUUACUAUAAAAUAAUAUCAAUUUAAUCAAAUAAAUUGUUUUAUUAUAACCAAACACAGACCGGAAAUUAACUUCGGGCCAGGCGCGUGCGUUACCAUGGUUUAAAAGUAAAAAUGGUAAUCAAUCUGCCAGAAAAUAAUAACAAAAUAAAAAAAACAUGGUUACUACACUUUACCAUAAUAAAACCCUAGGGGAGGCUAUUGAGAACCAUUUCAUUUAAGUGAACAAGGUCAUUGUGUCCAGUGACAGUCACGC